AUGGCAAGUAAUCUUCCCCUAGAAAAUGUCUGGGAUUAUCCACGUCCACCAGAAAUUGAACCUGUUCAAGCACGUCUUCGAGUCAUCUUCAAUCAAAUCGUACUAGCGGACACUACCCGAGCAAUGCGUAUCAUAGAAACCGGCCAUCCUCCGACGUACUAUAUUCCUCCAGAAGAUGUCAAACAAGAGUAUCUCAAUCGCAAUGACAAGACAUCGUACUGCGGAUAUAAAGGUUUAGCAUCAUAUUAUGAUUUCAUUCUGCCGGAUAAUCAACCGAUUGUAAAGGCACGAAUAUGGUCAUAUGAAAAUCCGACUGGAAGUGAUGAAAAAUAUAUUGGUGUCAAAGGUUAUUUUAGUUUUUAUGUCGGACCGUGGGAUUGUUAUGUUAACGACGAGAAAGUUGAAGCACAGCCAGGCGAUUUUUAUGGUGGAUGGAAAACGAAGAAUAUCAUGGGCAAAGUCAAUGCAGGGUCCGGAGCGUGGAAAGUCUUGCAUAGAACGCUACAGAUAUACAAUGACGCAUCGGACUAUUGUUUGAUGCUCGGCACUACUCUUGAUAUUUCAGGCGCACAACUGACAAACAAUCCGUCUCGAUAUAUCACCGAACAGCCGGAUACUUUCAACACUGUCUUCGCUCUCGCGCCUCAAGAGAGAAUUUCCAAUAUUUAUGAAUGCGAUGACCGUCGUUGUGGCUGUGGAUCGAAGUAUACAGUUGCACUAACUAAUGAAAGAAUUAUCCAACGACGAGCAGACUCAUGCUGCGGUUGCUGUUCGCAGGGUUAUAUCGAUUCAAUGCUCUUCCUAUCUGACAUCAGCAGCAUCAGCACAAGAGUGAAUCCGACCAGAAAUGGUAUGCCUCUCACUUUGACAGGCCCUUUCGGUUCAGAAGUAUUUACAUUUUCUCGCCAAUCCUUUCAUAAUGCGUUGGCAAUGAUCCCUCAAGCAGCAAUGCCUCACAAAAUAUCAACGCAACCUAGAAUCGUAAUGCAAACACCUUAUUCAGCACCACCUUACGAAACAAAGCCUAUGAAACCAGAUUAUCAAUCAGCGUUUUAA
Molecule: messenger RNA, 1056 nt
Organism: Adineta ricciae
Lineage: Eukaryota; Metazoa; Rotifera; Eurotatoria; Adinetida; Adinetidae
Source: the annotation of a GenBank genome assembly